This is a messenger RNA of Strongyloides ratti, 3687 nucleotides long. Its product is annotated as Armadillo-like helical domain and Splicing factor 3B subunit 1 domain and Armadillo-type fold domain and HEAT, type 2 repeat-containing protein. Gene Ontology annotation, molecular function: mRNA binding. The transcript is spliced from 3 exons. The record is from RefSeq and is a predicted model, not a curated record. NCBI's taxonomy places the organism in Eukaryota, Metazoa, Nematoda, Chromadorea, Rhabditida, Strongyloididae. Gene Ontology annotation, cellular component: catalytic step 2 spliceosome; U2 snRNP; U2-type prespliceosome. The coding region runs from base 1 to 3687 and encodes 1228 amino acids. Gene Ontology annotation, biological process: spliceosomal complex assembly.
AUGACAUCCAAAAUUGAUCCAGCUAAAUUCUUACAAGAAACAUGUAAAAAUGCUGAGGAUGAUGAUGUAUUUUCAGACACAAGAACAAAAACAAUAGCAGAUAGACAAAAUGAUUAUCAAAAAAGAUGGAUGAAUCGUGUUUUAUCCCCAGAAAGGGUAGACCCAAUGAUUGACCAAACACCUGAUGUUAGGGAUCGUAAUUUUGCACAAGUCAUGCAAGAACAGCGUCUUCGUGCUGAGCAACAAGCCAUCGAAAAAGAAAUGAUUGAAAAGGCUAAAAGUGGUACGCUAAAACCAUUAUCUCCUUCAGGGCCUGUACAAAAAAAAGCAAAACUUGAUGAUGAAAAAUCUGUUGAUACUUUAGGUGGUGGGUCAGUAAGAUCAAAUAACUUGGGUGCUCCUAAACAAAGAAUCGUCAUUCCAAAACUUUCGGCAACAGAUUCUACUCCUAAUGUGAGUAGAUGGGAUGAAACUCCUGCACCAGGACAACCAUUAGAUGCAACACCAGUGAAUAAUCAACAUUGGGAUGCUACUCCUGCUCCAUCAUCUACUAGAAGAAAUAGAUGGGAUGAAACACCAAAGACAGAAAGCGAAUUUGCAUCUUCUGGAUGGGGAGCAGAUACUCCAAUUAAUUUAAAUACUGAUGAAUUUGAACCAAAGAAUGAAUCCACAAGGUCUUCUAGACAACGAAGUCGUUGGGAUCAAACACCAUCAAUGGAAAGUAUGGGUUCUGAAACUCCUAUGCUAAAAACGGAGAAUUUAGAAACACCAUCUGGACAACUUGCCAGUAGUAUGAUGACUCCUGGUGGGGCUACUCCAGCUGGAGUUGCAGCUAUGGGUAUGCAAACACCAGCUCCAGGUUUAAUUCCCAUGACACCAAGUCAAAUUGCCAUGGCACGUUAUGAACAAGAUAUUGAAAACAGAAAUAGACCUUUGUCAGAUGAAGAAUUAUCUGCACUAUUUCCUAGUGGAUAUAAAAUUGUUCCUCCACCUCCUGGAUAUGUUCCAUUACGAACUCCAUCAAGAAAAUUAUUUGCUACUCCAACACCAAUUCAUGGAACAGGUACCGGCUUUUUUAUACCUGAAACACCUGGAAGAGGUGGUGGUAGUGGGGAAGUUGGUGUUGCUGGUAUUGUAGAUACUCAACCAAAAGAUAAAGAAUUACCACCAUUGAAACCUAGUGAUUUACAACAUUUUGAAAAAUUAUGUCUUGAUUUAGAUGAAAAUGUAAUGACAAAAGAAGAAAAAAACGAAAUUGAAAUAAUGACAUAUUUGUUAAAAAUUAAAAAUGGGACACCACAACAAAGAAAAAGUGCUUUACGUAAAAUAACAGAAAAUGCUCGUAGACUUGGAGCUGGUCCUUUGUUUAAUCAAAUUCUUCCUUUAUUAAUGUCUCCAAGUUUAGAAGAUCAAGAAAGGCAUUUUUUAGUUAAAGUAAUUGAUAGAAUUUUAUACAAAUUGGAUGAUCUUGUUAGACCUUAUGUUCAUAAAAUUCUUGUAGUUAUUGAACCUCUUCUUAUUGAUGAAGAUUAUUAUGCUAGAGUAGAAGGACGAGAAAUUAUUUCAAAUUUAAGUAAAGCAGCUGGUCUUGCUACAAUGAUAUCAACUAUGAGACCUGAUAUUGAUAAUCCUGAUGAAUAUGUUAGAAAUACAACAGCUCGUGCAUUUGCUGUUGUUGGAUCAGCUCUAGGAAUUCCAUCAUUGAUACUAUUUUUAAAAGCUGUAUGUAAGUCAAAAAAAAGUUGGCAUGCUAGACACACAGGUAUAAAAAUUGUUCAACAAUUAGCUAUACUUAUGGGAUGUGCUAUUGUUCCACACUUAAAAUCUUUGGUUGAAAUAGUUGAAAGUGGUUUGAAAGAUGAGCAACAGAAAGUACGAACAAUUACUGCAUUGUGUUUAGCUGCUUUAGCUGAAGCUGCAACACCUUAUGGUAUUGAUGCUUUUGAUUCUGUUUUUAAACCUCUUUGGCAUGGUAUUAGAACUCAUAGAGGUAAGAAUUUGGCAGCAUUUUUAAAAGCUAUUGGACAUUUGAUUCCAUUAAUGGAUGCUACAUAUGCUAGUUAUUAUACAAAAGAAGUUAUGAUUAUACUUAAACGUGAAUUUAAUUCUCCUGACGAUGAAAUGAAAAAGAUUGUUUUAAAAGUAUUAAAACAAUGUUGUGGAACAGAAGGUGUUGAAGCUAAUUACAUUCGUGAAGAUAUUUUAGAUCCGUUUUUUAAAUCGUUUUGGACACCUCGUAUGGCUAUGGAUCGUAGAAAUUAUGCUCAAGUUGUUGAUACAACAGUUGAAAUUGCUAUGAAAGUUGGUUCAGCUGAAAUUAUUGCCAGGAUCGUAGAUGAUUUAAAAGAUGAAAACGAACAGUAUAGGAAGAUGGUCAUUGAAACAAUAGAGUGUAUUAUUACACUUAUGGGUUCUAAUGAUAUUGACCAAAGAUUGGAAGAAUUAUUAAUUGAUGGUAUUAUGUACGCGUUUACUGAACAAACACAAGAAGAUGCUGUUUUACUCAAUGGUUUUGGUACAGUUGUUAGAUCAUUAGGUCUUCGAUCUAAAGCUUAUUUACAACAAAUUGGUGGUACCAUUUUAUUUAGAUUAAAUAAUAAAACUGCUAAAGUUAGGCAACAAAGUGCUGAUUUGAUUUCUCAAAUAUCUUCUGUACUUAAAGUAUGUGAUGAAAUUGAAAUGUUAAAACAUUUAGGUUUGGUUCUUUUUGAAUAUUUAGGAGAGGAGUAUCCUGAAGUAUUAGGUUCCAUUAUUGGAGCAUUAAAUGCUAUUGUUGAUGCUGUUGGUAUGACUCAAAUGACACCUCCAAUUAAAGAUCUACUACCCCGAUUGACACCUAUUUUAAAAAAUCGACAUGAAAAAGUAUUAGAAAAUUGUGUUUGUCUUGUUGGUAAAAUUGCAGAUAGAGGAAGUGAGUUUGUAUCUGCAAGAGAAUGGAUGAGAAUCUGUUUUGAAUUAUUAGAUUUACUAAAAGCGCAUAAAAAAUCAAUUAGAAGAGCUGCUAUUAACACUUUUGGAUAUAUUGCAAAAGCUAUUGGUCCACAUGAUGUAUUAGCAACUCUUCUAAAUAAUCUUAAAGUACAGGAGAGACAACUUCGUGUAUGUACUACUGUGGCUAUUGCUAUUGUUGCAGAAAGUUGCGCUCCAUUCACUGUUUUACCUGCAAUUAUGAAUGAAUAUCGUGUUCCAGACAUGAAUGUUCAAAAUGGUGUUCUUAAAGCUUUGUCUUUCAUGUUUGAAUAUAUUGGUGAAAUGGCAAAAGAUUAUGUUUAUGCUGUAACUCCUCUUCUUGUUGAUGCAUUAAUGGAAAGAGACAUUGUUCAUCGACAAAUUGCUAUUGAUGCAACUGCACAUCUAACUUUAGGAGUUUACAGUUUUGGUUGUGAGGAUGCAUUAAUUCAUUUAUUAAAUCAUGUUUGGCCAAAUCUUUUAGAAAGUUCACCUCAUGUUAUUCAACGUUAUAUUUUUGCUUGUGAUGCUAUGAGAGUUUCAGUUGGUCCUAUAAAAGUAAUGCAAUAUUGUUUACAAGGACUAUGGCAUCCAGCAAGAAAAGUUCGUGAACCUAUUUGGAAAGUUUUCAAUAAUCUUAUUUUGGGAUCUCAAGAUGCGUUAGUUGCUGGUUAUCCUAGAAUUGAAAAUACUGAUAGAAAUAAUUAUGUACGUGAAGAAUUGGAUUAUGUUAUUUAA